Suncus etruscus (white-toothed pygmy shrew) is the source of this 1642-nucleotide messenger RNA. RefSeq names its product B cell linker (gene BLNK). Gene Ontology annotation, cellular component: cytoplasm. The transcript has 17 exons. The record is from RefSeq and is a predicted model, not a curated record. Bases 162 to 1532 code for a protein of 456 amino acids. NCBI's taxonomy places the organism in Eukaryota, Metazoa, Chordata, Mammalia, Eulipotyphla, Soricidae. Gene Ontology annotation, biological process: intracellular signal transduction; cell surface receptor protein tyrosine kinase signaling pathway.
CCCACUGCAGGGAGUUUUGCUAACAGCCUGCUCUCAGAAAUCAAACUCAAGCGCCAGGGACUCUUAAGAUCAAAGGCACACCAUGCUGCUUCUGAGGAAGACCAGGAAUUGCUGACAUUACCACCCAAGGAUUCUUGUGGCUCUUAUAAUUAUCCAAGAGAAUGGAUAAGCUUAAUAAAAUAACUGUCCCCGCCAGUCAGAAGUUGAGACAGCUUCAAAAGAUGGUCCAUGAUAUUAAGAACAAUGAAGGUGGAAUCAUGAACAAAAUUAAAAAGUUAAAAUCUAAAGCACCUCCAAGUGUUCCUCAGAGGGAUUAUGCCUCAGAGAACCCUGCUGAUGAAGAGGAUCAGUGGUCAGAUGACUUUGACAGCGAUUAUGAAAACCCCGAUGAACACUCAGACUCGGAGAUGUAUGUGCUGCCAGCCGAGGAGCCCGGAGAUGACAGCUACGAGCCGCCACCAGCAGAGCAGGAGACACGAGCUGUUCACCCUGCCCUGCCCUUUCCCAGAGGAGAGUAUGUAGACAACCGAUCAAGCCAGAGGCAGUCUCCACCUUUCAGUAAGUCACUGCCCAGUAAGCCCAGCUGGCCUUCAGCAAAAACAAGACUGCCCGCCACACUGCCGGUGCCAAUAGCUCUGCAGAAACCCAAAGUCCCACCCAAACCUAGAGACCUCCUUGACAAUGAGGCUGAUUAUGUAGUCCCUGUGGAAGAUGAAGAUGAAAACUAUAUUCACCCCACAGAAACCACUUCACUCCCAUCUGAAAAAGCUCCCACAGUGAACCGAUCAACCAAGCCAGGUAAUUCUGCAAAGCCAGCCUCUCCUCCAGCAGCAGCUUCAGGUCGAAACAGCGGAGCCUGGGACUCAAGAUCAUCCUCUUCACCUGUGGUGCCAUGUCCUUUGCCUAGGAUUGGGAAAAAGCCAGCUGUCCCCUUGAAGACAGUUACCUCUCAACAGAAUGCAUCAAGUAUCUGUGAAGAAAAACCUAUACCUGCCGAACGCCACAGAGGGUCCAGUCACAGACAAGAUGCUGUACCGUCACCAGUAUUUCCUCCUUCCCAGAAGCACAUCCCUCAAAAACCCAUCCCUCUGCCAAGAUUUUCAGAAGGGGGAAGCCCAACAGUGGAUGGCCCAUUACCAAGUUUCUUGCCUAAUUUUACUUUGUCAGAACAGGAAGCAGAUGUUCACUGUAAACCCUGGUAUGCUGGUGCCUGUGACAGAAAGUCUGCUGAAGAAGCAUUACACAAAUCCAACAAGGAUGGAUCAUUUCUUAUUAGGAAAAGCUCUGGCCAUGAUUCCAAACAGCCAUAUACACUAGUUGUAUUCUUUAAUAAGCGAGUAUAUAAUAUCCCUGUGAGAUUUAUUGAAGCAACCAAACAGUAUGCUUUGGGCAGAAAGAAAAAUGGUGAAGAGUACUUCGGAAGUGUUGCUGAAAUUAUCAAGAAUCACCAACACAGUCCUUUGGUUCUUAUUGACAGUCAAAAUAACACCAAGGAUUCUACAAGACUGAAAUAUGCAGUUAAAGUUUCAUAAUUUUUAAGUCAACAUCACCACUGCAGACUUUUGCACCAAGUUAAUACAUUUGAGGAAAUAGUUCAAAACUUCAUAUUUUGGAUUAUGGAUCAUCUAGUAAUAAAACAGAA